AAUACAAAUUUGUUAUUUGGAUUGAAAAUUUCAACUUCAUUGGAGUCAAUUUAUUUCUUCUUAAAAUGUGGAAAUUUAGUAUUUUUCUCUUGUGUUUUUUUACUGUCUUGGUGAAUGGCCAAGAUAAUUUAAAAAAAGUGAAUACAAAAAGUGGUCCAGUAGAAGGACGUUUGGAGAAGACUAUUUUCUUUCAAAAAUCAUUUUAUUCAUACAAGGGCAUCCCAUAUGCUCAACCGCCUGUAGGUGAACUUCGAUUCAAGGCACCUAAAUCAGUUAAAAAAUGGAAUAAAACGCUUGAAGCCUAUGAGUAUGGAAGUAUGUGUCCUCAAACUGGAAGACUUAAAUCGUCGGUCUGUGAAGAUUGCCUUUUUCUAAAUGUAUUUCAACCAAUUGUAAAAGGAAAUAAAAAGUUGCCGGUAGCGGUGAUGAUUCCGGGCGGAUUUUUUAUUGGUGGACAUGGCGGAGAUGAUUAUUAUGGUCCCGACUUUUUCAUGGAAAAUGAAAUUGUACUUGUAACCAUGAACAUUCGACUAGGAGCAUUGGGUUUUAUGUCUUUGGGUUUACCAGAAUAUUCUGGAAAUAUGGCAAUGAAAGACCAGCAACUUGCUUUAGAAUGGAUCUACAAUAAUAUCGCAGCCUUUGGCGGUGAUAAAGAAAAAAUCACUAUGGGAGGUGUAAGUUCAGCUUCUAUUAUUGGUAGUCUUAAUUUAAUCAACAAAAAAUCGUCAAAAUAUUUCAAACAAUUUCUUGGUAUGAGCGGCUCACCAAUUUAUGGUGAUGCUUAUCAGACUGGCGAUCAUUCAUGUUUAAUGAAGCAUUUUUAUAAGCAACAAAAAGGCACUACUGUCGAUCCCACCGAUGAACAGCUGAUUAAAUUUCUUCAAGAGGUAGAAGUCAGUAAAAUUGUAAAAUUUUCAUACGAUACCAUUUCAAAUGGCCAAACUACACCAUGGAGUCCGAUAGUUGAAUAUCCCAAUGCAAAAAAUCCAUUUCUCCAACAAGAUCCAAUGACACAACUACAACAGACCACAAUCACAAAGCCUUCAUAUUACACCGUUACUAAAUAUGAGCAUUCGUUCUUUGUGAAACAUUCGAAUUAUUCAGAACCAGCCGAAGUAAAUGCAUUCUUGGACCAAUUUUAUUUUAGAUUACCAAUUUUUGGAUAUCGAACAAUAAACAGUAAAAAACCCGCAUAUCUUCAGAGCGUGUUUGAUGAAGUUCGUGAUUUCUAUUUUGCCAAUGCAACUGAUGAAACAGAUCGUUUAAGGCAGCGAAUUAUCUUGGACUCUGAUUUAUAUGCAACUCAUCCCAUUGAAAAGUGGUUGGAAAAGCAUGUUGCACGAUCCCAGAGUCAUACAUUUUAUCAUCGAUUUUCAUAUGACACGAUAUUAAAUCGAUAUGUAAUUGCUGGGGCCUCACAUGCAGAUGAACAAUGCUUCCUAUUUAGGUGUAAGGGUAAAACGGAGUUACAAAAGAGAGUUUUCGCAAAUAAAGACUCUGAUGAACAGUGUUCAGCGGCUUUUAAAGCGAUGAUGAAUAUCCAAAAAUUGAUUUCGAACUUUAUAAAAUUUGGAUCACCCGUACACGAUGGUCAGCCCACAAAAGCGUUUGCUCCAGUUAAACGGUCAAACAAACCAUACCAGUUUAAUUUUAUCGAUUUGACAAAUGAAGGUUUCAUUGCGGGCAAAGGACCAAAUGCUAAAAGAAUGGUAUUUCUGGAUAAAUUUUAUAAAAAGGUAGAAGAUUUGGUUAAACGAAAUGGCGAUACACCAAACAAAUCACCAAUUCAACAGCAAUGCGACGAUUUGAGCGCAUCAACUUAAAUUUGGAUAACAAUAACUUAAGGGAAUUAUAGGAGCGAAUACCCUUUGCAUAAACUAACCGUAUGAAAGGAUAUUCGCAAAUUCUAUUUUUCUUAUUUUUUCAAAAUUAAUAUUUUUUACGGAAAAAAUGCUGGUACAUCAGACUUUCGCCUUCGAAUUGAAGAAAAUCUGCUGUUCAUAAUUGAUGUACAUAAUUGUGCAUAAGUUGUAAAAUGCAAUUAAAUAAAUGUUUUCUUUUCCCGAAUUUGACAUAAUUA
This is a messenger RNA of Contarinia nasturtii (swede midge), 2080 nucleotides long. Its product is annotated as esterase B1-like. Bases 66 to 1823 code for a protein of 585 amino acids. The transcript is spliced from 10 exons. The record is from RefSeq and is a predicted model, not a curated record. Lineage: Eukaryota; Metazoa; Arthropoda; Insecta; Diptera; Cecidomyiidae.